UGUCCCGGCCACAAGUAGCGCGAGCGGAGCGGUCCGACAAUGUCGCGUUGUUGUGGCGGUGGCGACGAGCGCUGCCGUUGAAGGCGGGUCUGCUACGCGUGUUCGCGCGGCGACGCGGCCGUGUCUGUGUGCGUGUUCGGUGCGGUGGCGUGUGUGCGGGCACGAUGCCGCAUGGCAGCGGCGGAGACGACUUGGCCUCCUCGGACGAAAUCAAAGUGUUUAAAGAUGAAGGCGAAGAGGAGAAGCGCUCCUCGGAGAACUUGACGGACCUCAAGUCCAGCCUGGUAACUGAAGGCGAGGAGGUAAGUGCCGCCGUCGCCGCUGCCAGGACCUCGGCUUGCCUCGCCGCGUCGUGCCACGCUGACUUUGGAGUAUCUCGGCUGCAGCAAGACGCGUCGACCGCGAGGGGCCUGACGCCGACCUCGGGUUUGUGCCGGUUUUUGCAGGAGAAGAUAGUGGGCCUACCCGGGCAAGCGACCUCCGGCUACGCUUCGCCGAAGCCCACGCGGUCGGACGCCUUCGGUUCGCUAUUCGGAAAAUCUUCGUUCGAACCCAUUCCGGGGCCCUUUGGAUAUGUCGUUCCUCCCUACCACAACGGAGCCCUCGGCGCCGCUGUCUCAAUGGCGAGCAAGGGUCCGAUGGUGGCCUCGCCCCACCCGGGAUCGCCGCUCAACUUCAUGGUCUACAACGAGCCCUUCUCGCAGCCACCGCCCGCUCAUAUGGGCAUCCCACCGGUCCACAUCGAUCCCAAGACGGGUAUCCCGAGGCCAUCCGUGUACCCGCUCACCUCACCGGGCCAGUACACGCAUAGCAUGUUUUCCCAGGAGUUUGCGCAACAACUGCACUGGCACUCGGCAGCUGCUGGCAUGUACCCAAUGCCCCCGAUGGCUUCCGGGGGCUUCAGGGGAGGCAGUAGCUAUGCGCCGCCUUUGCCCAGGAUUAACCCUCCUCUACUGCCUCCAAGUAUCAUGCCACAUGGCCUGCACCCGGCUCUAGUCACUCCGGGCCCUAAACAAGAACUCUCCUCCCCUCUCCCCGACACAAGUGUGGCCCCUGCAUUUCCCAGGCACCCACUAGCCAUGUACCACCCGCUGGACUCCAAGUGCAACCAGGGUCGGCCGAGCUCCCGUGGCGACCUGGUGAAUGGCGUGUCGGGUCUCAAUGGUCAUGGUGGCGGGCCACCUCCCAGCCAGCCAUCAGGCCACCCACCUAGCAAUGGCAGCAGCAGCAGCAGCCAACCGCACCAGCCACAGCAGCAGCAGCAUAAUGGCACAGAGAAGAAGCCCCAAAAGCCGACUAACCAUGUCAAGAAGCCCCUCAAUGCCUUCAUGCUGUACAUGAAGGAAAUGCGUGCCAAGGUAGUCGCUGAGUGCACCCUCAAGGAGAGUGCAGCCAUCAACCAGAUUCUUGGGAGAAGGUGGCACAGCCUUUCCCGAGAGGAGCAGUCCAAGUACUAUGAAAUGGCACGCAAGGAGCGGCAGAUCCACAUGCAGCUUUACCCAGGUUGGACGGCGAGGGACAAUUAUGCUAUCAACAGCAAAAAGAAGAAGCGCAAGAAGGACAAGAGUCAGGAUGGAGAUCUAAACAAUCCCAAGAAGUGCCGAGCAAGGUUUGGCUUGGACCAGCAGAGUGAUUGGUGCAAACCGUGUCGCCGAAAGAAGAAAUGCAUCAGGUACCAAGAAGGGCUUGAUGGCAAUGCAAAUGAGAGUGAAGACAACAUAGGUUCGGUGGAGGCACCAACGCCCGAGUCGCACACAAGCCAUGGGGGUGGUGAUACCACCACCACAACAAGCACGGGCAGCCCCUGCACCAGCCUGGGAACCCCCGAGCCAAGCCCAGGGCCACCUGUGCGACGUGCCGACUGCUACAGCCUCAACAAGCACCACCCUCUCAGUGUGCACCACCUGACUGGCCAACCACUCGUCAAGAGGGAGCCCGAUGACCCUGUUGACAUACUGACGCCUCCAUCCACAGAUUCCUCAACCACCCCAUCUUCCUUGCCCCUACUGACUGUCACGUAGCAAGAGUUGCCAGUGGGGCCUUGUGUUGUGCCCCGAGGACAGUGCACCAGCUGGGUGGCUCCCUACUUGCACAUGUGCACCGGACUCCUUUUCCACUCCUCGCAGACUCUUUGAGAGCAUUUGCAGACAGUGCACUGGCUGGUGUAAUGCGAGCCUUGGAGAUGGGUGUCUGCAACUGAACAGUGCUUAGUUCCCGAUGACUGAGAUACCCGUUGACCACAGGUUGUGUCCACCUUGGGUGUACACCCAAGAGCUCACAAGUUGCUUAGCUUGCAGUCACCAUAGCAGUAGGAAUGAAAUCUUGUGCUGCGAAGGUGCAUUGGUACAUAGACACUUGCCAUUGGCCUUGUGAUGUCUCUGCCCUCACUGACUUGAACCCGAUUCAUGAUCCUUACUUGUUCACUGUGCGGCUUUAUGUCAUCAUGACCAGGAAGCUGCUUCAGUGGCCCACAUUUCUGCAAAAGUAGUGCCGUGAGGGCAGCUUAUGAAGGGUCCUUUCCCUUUGACUGUGGAAUCGUAUAAAUGCACUGUACAAGAUUAAGAUGGCACAUGAAAGGCACCCUUGUGUGCCCUCUGUGGGACUUGCUUGAGGAGAUACGCAGUGAGCAGUCUUCGGAAGAGGUAGCAAGUGGCUACGGUGAUCAUGAAGGCAUGGGGACAUAAAGCUGAUGAAUAGCACCUUUUUGUUGCCUUGACAUUUGACAGAAACUAUCAUUUCUAUGAUAGCAAGAGUCUGAGCUAAAGCUUCUGAUGAGUGAGGAAACAAGUAUUUGUGUGCUGUUGAAAUUAUAGCUGCUGGUGGUCACCAAUAACAUUUGGCUAUGAGUCUCCUGCUAGAAAAUUUUUUUUCUUGAGCUGCUACAUUGUUGAAUGGGGAUUUUGCCUGUAUCAGUGGCUACUUGCUGUCUUGGCUGCUAUAUAUUAACUUCCCAGAUUCCAGUCACACUGCUCGACAGCAGGGUUUGAGCUAUUACUUGAUGAGGGAACUAUGUGAAAAACUGUGUACCCAAUUGCAAAAGUUUUCCAAAAAAUGGGAGUUGCCUAAAAAUGUUAAAUUUCAUUCACCUGUGCCACACAGGCUGUGAAUUGAAAAAGUACAGUGUGGUGCUUGCACACAAAAGCAUAUACGGUGUUUUUCAACUUCAGAAGGCGUGCAUUAGCCACAAGGAUACCUUUUUUUUCACGGCUGUCAUGUUUAGUAAACUUUAGUUGUUAACAAUACGUGAUAGACUCCUGUUAAAUUUUAACUUAACUUCAUCAUGUAACAAGGCCUGACCAACAACUAUGCAUUUUCUCAUAUUUCUUUUAGUAUGUUCAUAUUUAUUAUUUCGUCAGACUUCUUGGUCCCACUGAGAUUAAGUACUAUAUAGAAGUUGACUGGUGUGUGAUAAGCUAAGCUUUAGCCUACAUUCAUGUUAAUGGUAAAGCUUUGUGCUACCACUGGAACCAUUUUCAAUUACAGUGUCGAGAAUCAUGUCCUACAAGGGCUCCUUUCUUUUUUAAAUCUCGAUUCAGCAAAUAGAAGAAAGAAACAUUAUAUCCACAUAUUUGUUGCUCAAUUUGGAAGCUCUUUCUUCAAGUCUUACUAAAAUUGAUAUCAAGCAAGUUGUCUUGGUCAAAAAAAUAAAUGUUUCGUAUCAAAUGGUCAUCGGGCAUUUCUAGGUUUCCCUGUGAAGUGUUUGAUAUCAAAAUUGUUCGAAGUCCUCCCAAAUAUAAACAGCUGUGCCUUGUACACGAAACAACCAUGAUUCACCCAUUUGUACAUGGGCUAUUUGUGACAUCAUGUAAAGUGUAUUUAUAUGGUUUGUACUGUUACCAAAAAAAAAAAAAAAAGAGGCAUGGAUGUGCCCAUAUGAGCAGUGGGCAGCUAAUGGCUCACAUUUAAAUCUCGCCUUGCACUACUGGACAUGUGAGGAAUGCUUUUACGGGUGUUGUAUGUGUUAUUGGAAAGGAAAUGGGGCGGCCCUACAAGCUCGGUGUCAUACAUGGGCGGUGCAAAGGAACAAAGGGAGGAAGGUGACACUGUGAAGGGACAAGGGAUCAAGAAUUCUAAUGGCUGUGCAUUUUAAUUGAUAGCAUCCAACCUCAAGAAACUGUGUCAUCACCUUGAGAGAACUGCUAGCAGCAGGAUGCUGUCUUACCCUGUAGUGGUAGCUGCUUGCUGUUGGGCUGUGUUUGCUGUACCACCUGCUGCCUCUCCUGUGGCCUGCUGUAGAGAGAGACGUUCCAAUGUGAAUUCCUCUCCCCUUCCUUGUAAAUAGCUCCUACACGAGACGGACAGGACGCAGGGAGCUGGAUAUACUCCCGCCUGUACAGUGAUCAACAUUGCGCCUUCUGCCUGUCUUGUUUACUCAUAUGCUAUGCCGGAGAGAGAAGCGUAACGAUAUGUGCCAACAUUGGGGGGAGGGGGUUUUGUUUCAUACUACACAGAUGCAGUAUUCUUUCCCUUCCCCACACCUUGAGACGAAAAGAAAGUGUUAGCGGGGCCAUGUACAUAUUAUAUCCUUGUCACUGUGAAGGCUCUCCACUAUAAUUGUGCAGUUUUCUUUCAACUCUCCAGUCUCGUUUCAGCGCGUCAAGAGUCAGCAUAGUGUUAAAACUGUCUGGAACAGAAUCAUUUUUUCCUUGCCAACCUCAUUGUAAACAGUCACCUUCACCUGUUUUUGAUCUCAGCUGUGAGGCGAGAGACGUUUGCAAGUUCAUGCUCAGAGAAAGGUAAACUUGGAGAAGGCUGCAUUCUUGUACCAAAAAUAUAUAUAUUUUUCUUGACUUGUGACAGUUUAUGUCAUUGAUUUUGUAUUUUCAAGGAUCAGUGUGGGUAGUAAGCUGUGUCACAGUGCUUUCUAUUCUUUGUCAAUUUUCUUUUUCUAGCUAUUACACUCAUUCAUUUUAGUGGUAUGUUUACAAGCUUUUAAUUUAUGUGUUAAUGAGUGUUGCCGAGUGGCAUUUUAUUGAGCAUGCCUAUGAAAUGUAGGUGCCAUGUGACAGGGCCUUGCACCCUUUGAUACCAUACUGUGUUUAAAAAAACAAACUGAGCUAAUGACCAUGUGCGCCAUUGUAGCUUGAACAUAUCACAAUGAAAUCAUGAAAUUAUGUUUCAUUCCUGUUUGUUAGUUGAGCAACAAAUUCCUGAUUGGUACCCGCCGUGGUUGCUCAGUGGCUAUGGUGUUGGGCUGCUGAGCACGAGGUUGCGGGAUCGAAUCCCGGCCACGGCAGCUGCAUUUCGAUGGGGGCGAAAUGCGAAAACACCCGUGUACUUAGAUUUAGGUGCACGUUAAAGAACCCCAGGUAGUCGAAAUUUCCGGAGUCCUCCCCUACGGCGUGCCUCAUAAUCAGAAAGGGGGUUUUGGCACGUAAAACCCCAUAAUUUAAUUUUAAUUUUUAAAUUCCUGAUUGGUACACUGUGUUGGUAGCGUAUGUGUCAAAUAUGUGUAUGUUAGUACUAAUGAUUUAACCAUCUGCUACAUGUAACCAUGGUGCUGCGAUAGGCGCACAAUCGAGACAUUUUGAACAAGUUAGACAGGUGUGUCAAGAAAAUAGCAGUCUGCAAGAGGGGUGUGAUAAACAGCUGCUUAUUUUGGGGGGUAAUAAACAUUUGAUGUGUAGACUAUAAGUUCUUCACUUUUCAAACACAGUUAACAUUAAUGAUGCAAUUCACCUAGUAGUCAGUUGACAUUGACCGGUAGACAGCAAAUUUUAUGUCAAGGAUAUGUGCUUGCUGUCUGGAAAUUUUGCUUACAAAAUUCUGUCCUCUGAUAAGAAAGUAUGGGUAACAUGGGCUGACAGACUAAUGUACUCUUGGGAAGGAGACUGACUUUAUGAUGUUAUUACUUGAAAUUAAGAGGUACAAAUGGGCAUCUGCUUUACCUUGGCACCUUCUGGCAUCAAUAUUUGUACAUCAUUAAAAUGUAUAGAUCAAGGAGCAUAGAAAGAACAAAAAGCUUGUGCUUGCACAAGCCAAGCUUGUAAUUUUGACCGGCUCUCAGUAAAGGACACAAUGUUAGUAUCUCCCAUGCAGGUACAUAAUGAGCAAAAAAGUAAUAAUGUUCUCAAGUACUUUGACACCAUUUCCCCUUCAACUAUAGUGACAGAUCACUAGAUGUUUAUUUGUUCUGCUGCAUCUCCAGUGCUGCAUGGUGAUUGGACCACUAGUCUGAAGACAGUUUUCUCAGUGAAAUCAAAAAAAGAAAGGCACACAUCAGUCUUGUAUUUUUGCUAAUUUGCAUUGUGCAAUCAAAACACAAAUGUUCUGUGUGCCUGCAUAAUAACAUAUACCUAUAUCUGGAUAUUGUUUCCAUAAACGGAAUAAAAUCCUUUAAUUAAUAAGACCCGUUUCUUUAUUUGGCUUGAUAUUAGGCUUUUUUUUUAUGUUUUGUACCAGUAAUGUAAUAGCGUUCGGGGGAGAAAGUGCUUUUAGGUUUUAUGUGUUUACAUGAUUGGGCGAUUGAGUCAUUUUUAGCAAUGAUGUGCAUGCAAGAGCUUGCUGUUUCUUAGUGUUGCAACAUGUCUGAGCAUUUCUUGGUAAGUUUGAGAUGUCUUGUGUGGUUGUUACAUCACCCAUCAACUGUCCAGUAACUGUCCAGUCUAAAAAUCAAAACUUUUCUUUAGCGACACUGCGGUCAGAAGUGAGGCGCUCUUACUUUGUUGUUCCUAGUAGGGCAGACACAGGAGUGCAUGUUUGCAUUUUAGCUAUGUGCAAUGAAUUCUGCCUGAGGUCACGUGCAUUAGGUGUCAUUAUUUUUUCCUUUCAAAACAAAGAAAUAGAAUGAGAAAGAACUGUAACCACUAUGCCUGCUAUUUCUCAUUUGUUUCUAGAGGUUGUGUGCAAUUUUUGACAAAAAUGGAAUGUGUACUUGCACAUGUUGUCAUGAUCACAAGUCUGUCUGUUGCAUAUCCCAUUUUCAAAGAUUGAUGUGUUCACUUUGAUGCUAUAUGUUUGUAUCAACUGUUCUCUCUCUCUCUCUGUUUUUUUUUUUUUUUUGAAGUGUACCAUGAGUGGGCAGCUUUGGAAAAUGAGAGAACUGAGCAGAUAGGUUUGCAGACGUAAUGAAAAAGAAUGUUGCAUUUUUCAUUGAGUUCAUGGCUGGAGGAGUGCUGUAAUGAUUAAAAACAAAUGAAACAA
This is a messenger RNA of Dermacentor andersoni, 7143 nucleotides long. RefSeq names its product transcription factor pangolin (gene pan). Gene Ontology annotation, cellular component: beta-catenin-TCF complex; chromatin. Gene Ontology annotation, biological process: regulation of transcription by RNA polymerase II; canonical Wnt signaling pathway. NCBI's taxonomy places the organism in Eukaryota, Metazoa, Arthropoda, Arachnida, Ixodida, Ixodidae. Gene Ontology annotation, molecular function: RNA polymerase II cis-regulatory region sequence-specific DNA binding; DNA-binding transcription factor activity, RNA polymerase II-specific. The record is from RefSeq and is a predicted model, not a curated record.